Molecule: messenger RNA, 1778 nt
Organism: Perognathus longimembris pacificus (Pacific pocket mouse)
Lineage: Eukaryota; Metazoa; Chordata; Mammalia; Rodentia; Heteromyidae
Gene: Egr4
Product: early growth response 4
Exons: 2
Coding region: 309-1778 (489 amino acids)
Biological process (GO): regulation of transcription by RNA polymerase II
Molecular function (GO): DNA-binding transcription factor activity, RNA polymerase II-specific; RNA polymerase II cis-regulatory region sequence-specific DNA binding
Source: RefSeq, a predicted model, not a curated record
AUGGCAGUGGCCCGGGGAGUCGGAAGCCCAGAGCCAGCGCCGCCGCAGCUAUAUAAGUGGGGGUCUGUGGGUUGGGGGAGCCCGGCUGUGGUUUGAAAAGGCGAAGAGCCGCCGCCCGAGGCCGGUGCGGGCGGGCUGGGCGCCGCGGCCCCCGGACCCUUUUCCCUGAGGUGAACGCCGGGAGCCAGGAGCUCGGGCGCCGGGGGGGUCUGAGCGCCGCGGGGCGCCGCCACCGCCGGCCUCCCCACAGCAGCGCGCCCCCAGCCCCGCGGGCGAGGCCUCGGGCGCCCCGCAGCCACCGCCGCGCCAUGCUCCACCUGAGUGAGUUUUCCAGCCCCGACGCGCUCCUCGACAAGUCCACCGAAGGCUGUUGCGCCGAACCCAGCAUCGAAUCGUCCCGGCUGCCCGCCAAGGACGCACCCCCAGCCACCGGCUACACCGGAGGUGACUUCUUGAGCUGGGCUCUGAGCAGCUGCGGCGUUGCGGGGGACUCGGCCGACUCCUGCCUCCCGGAGGGUCCGGCGCCCACACCCCCUCCGGGCCUCAGCUACAGCGGUAGCUUCUUCAUCCAGGCCGUCCCGGAGCACCCCCACGACCCCGAGGCCCUCUUCAACCUCAUGUCGGGUAUUUUAGGCCUGGCCCCCUUCCCCGGCCCCGAAGCAGCAGCAUCUCGGUCCCCCCUCGAUACUCCUUUUCCCGCGGGCCCCGACGCCCUCCUUCCGGGUCCUUCGGACCUCUACUCCCAGGAUCUGAGCGCGGCCGCCUUCUCGGAGGCGUUUUGGGAGGCCUCGCCUUCAGCGGGCGUCCCCUCGCAAUGCCUGUACGAGCCUCAGCUCUCCCCGCCCGACGUCAAGCCGGGCCUGCGGGCGCCUCCGGCCUCUCCAGCGCUGGACGCGGCGACGGCGGCGGCUGCGGCCUUCAAAGGUCCCUACGCUCCCUGGGAGCUGCUUUCUGUGGGGGCCCCAGGGCCCUGUGGCUCGCAGGGGAGCUACCCGGCCACCCCCGAGGCCCGCUUCCCCGCUCUGGGGACCAAGAUUGAGGACUUGCUGUCCAUCAGCUGCCCUGCAGAGCUGCCGGCCGGCCAAGCCAACAGACUCUACCCCGCCGGGGCCUACGAUGCUUUCGCGCUGGCCCCGGGUGAGCUGGGCGAAGGGGCCGAGGGCCUCCCGGGGCUGCUCACCCCUCCCGGAGGGGAGGGCGGGAGCGGCGGCGACGCCGGAGAGUUUCUGGCCCGUACGCAGCCUCAGCUUUCCCCGCUGAGCCUUCGCGGCGCCGCCACGCCGGCGGACUUCCCCAAAGCCCUGGUGACCGACAUCGCGGGGAGCGGCGGCGUGGCGGCGCCCCCCGGGCCGCCGCCGGCCACCUCUUUCCCCCCGGCCAAGGCGCGGCGCAAAGGGCGCCGGGGCGGCAAGUGCAGCGCGCGGUGCUUCUGUCCGCGGCCGCACGCCAAAGCCUUUGCCUGUCCGGUGGAGAGCUGUGUGCGGAGCUUUGCGCGCUCCGACGAGCUCAACCGCCACCUGCGCAUCCACACCGGCCACAAGCCCUUCCAGUGCCGCAUCUGCCUCCGCAACUUCAGCCGUAGCGACCACCUCACCACGCACGUGCGCACCCACACGGGCGAGAAGCCCUUUGCCUGCGACGUGUGCGGCCGCCGCUUCGCCCGCAGCGAUGAGAAGAAACGGCACAGCAAGGUGCACCUGAAGCAGAAGGCGCGUGCUGAGGAGCGGCUCAAGGGGCUGGGCUUUUACUCGCUGGGCCUCUCCUUUGCUGGGCUGUGA